This is a messenger RNA of Fonsecaea erecta, 720 nucleotides long. RefSeq lists its product as hypothetical. NCBI's taxonomy places the organism in Eukaryota, Fungi, Ascomycota, Eurotiomycetes, Chaetothyriales, Herpotrichiellaceae. Gene Ontology annotation, molecular function: protein binding. The record is from RefSeq and is a predicted model, not a curated record. The transcript is spliced from 2 exons. Bases 1 to 720 code for a protein of 239 amino acids. Gene Ontology annotation, biological process: ribosome biogenesis; ribosomal large subunit export from nucleus; endonucleolytic cleavage in ITS1 to separate SSU-rRNA from 5.8S rRNA and LSU-rRNA from tricistronic rRNA transcript (SSU-rRNA, 5.8S rRNA, LSU-rRNA). Gene Ontology annotation, cellular component: nucleus; preribosome, large subunit precursor; nucleolus.
AUGGACACAAACAUGGGAGAUGCGGGGACGCACGUGUUGAUCCCAGCCUCAAAUGUCCCAGACCAGGCACAAACAAAAGCAGGAAAACUACCGACGACCGUGGAGAAACCUACUCCGUACAUAUAUGAGCUCGGCUAUCUGACAGCAAUCGACCCAAACCCUCUCCCCGCCACUUCACACCUGCUCUCUCAGUCCCUCGCCGAGCGGAAUGAGGGGCUCCGACACAUCGCCCGCGACGGCGCCCAGUCGCUCCUCAACACCCUACUCACGACCUGCCCGAUUCAGUCGACGCCGGAGGGUCUCUUCAUGACCUUGCCGGUGCCGCAACAUUACCUCCCGCGAUGGAAGCCGCUGCCGAAGCCGAAGCCGCCGACGAAGUGGGAACUGUUCGCCCGCAAGAAAGGCAUCGGCAAAUUCGGGGGCAAUCUGAAAGGCGGGGCCGCGCAGGAGGAGAGGCGGAAAAACCUGAUCUACGACGAAGAGAGCGGCGAGUGGGUCAAGAAAUGGGGGUACCGGGGACGGAACAAGAAGGACGAAUCAGAGUGGUUGGUCGAGUUGGACGACGACGCCGUGAGGAAGGAGAAAGCUGGUGGUGACAGUGGCGAGGGCAGGACCGUCAGAGGGGAAGGGAGGAGGGAGAGAAAGGAGCGGAUCAAGAGGCAAGAAAGGCGGCAGAGGAACAAUGAGCGGAGAGGUAGAAAAGGUGGAAGCAUGGGAUGA